This is a messenger RNA of Coccinella septempunctata (seven-spotted ladybird), 743 nucleotides long. RefSeq lists its product as uncharacterized. The record is from RefSeq and is a predicted model, not a curated record. The transcript is spliced from 2 exons. The coding region runs from base 73 to 690 and encodes 205 amino acids. Lineage: Eukaryota; Metazoa; Arthropoda; Insecta; Coleoptera; Coccinellidae.
ACCAGUCAGGUAUAUAUUCUGGACUUCCUGAAAUAGAGAGCAGAGUCAUAUUUUGUGCGAAUUCGAAUUGAAAUGAAGGCAGUACUAAUAAUCUCAUCCCUGCUCCUGACUGUCGCCCUUGGAGAUGUCGUCACUAACACCUACGGAACGUACCUCCAAACGCCAGAUGCUAUAACUAAGACGGCACGCAGUGACACAGGCUAUUCCUACAGCGUUACAUCCACCAGAGGACAUCCGUCAGAUUUCCUUUAUGGAGUUCAACAAAUUGGCACACCUUUGGCUCUCACCUACAGUUCACUUGGCGUGAACCAUCCAUUCGGCUACAUCACCCAGAAUGUCCUUCCAUAUGAUUACACCACUAAACAUCUAAUCCCCAAAAUCGUCAUACCAUACUCGACCUUAGCUCUCUCACCCUUGGUAUCGCAGCUCUCUGCCAUUUAUCAGACCUCAUCUAUCCCAUCGCUGCUGCAAGACAACAUGAAGUCAGAAGAUGCUAAAAAACCUGCCGUUAUGGAACAACCGAUGAUGAUGGACCAAAAACCAAUGCCUCAAAAUCCGUUCUUCUCAGCUUUUGUCCAGAUGAACAACGAAAUGCCGCAGCAGAAUCCAGUAGCUACAAAUGAUCAAACUGCUCCCUCCCUUCAAGGAAAUAAAGUUGAUGAUGAUACAGUUUCUGUCGAAUCUGCUUAGUUUUGUCUACAUUUUAUGUUUGAAUUCAGAGAAUAAAAUCGAUUUGGAUAAUA